Molecule: messenger RNA, 2784 nt
Organism: Lingula anatina
Lineage: Eukaryota; Metazoa; Brachiopoda; Lingulata; Lingulida; Lingulidae
Source: RefSeq, a predicted model, not a curated record
CAUUCAACAACUGGUGCCCCAGCAUGGCAGUACAGCAGAAACACAGAAGGUACCUGCAAAACCAGACCAGGAGGGAGCUACUACAUCAAGUGCAUCUUCUUUCAUUGACGGUUGCAGGCUAGAUGGGAAAAUCAACAAUGGUGGUAUACAGGUUAGUGCUAGUAGCACAAUGAGUCAACCUCAGCAGUCUGAAGAAGGCACAUCUGCUUCUUGUCAGACAAAUAGAGUAGUACCAAAAUUCCAAUCCACAAAGAAACUAGCUUGCAGAUCUUCAAGCACCGACAUUGGUGAGGUAUCUGCCUCUGCAUCUAGAAUAGUGCCAAUAUUUAAACCCAAGAAGUUAAAAACAGCUGGACUUGUUGGCAAAUCAAAGGAGAUUGCCUCAGUCACUAAGGAUACCACUAUAAAAAUAAGAAACUCAGAAAGAAAUGGGAUACUCCAGUCACCCAUGUCUGUCACAUCUGUAUCAGGAAGUCAGCCCACUGGGACCUCCGAUUUACCUUGGACUGAAUGCACCAAAAAACUCAGUCUUGCCAAAACAAACUCUGCUUCUGCUCAAGUAUCUAGAAUGCCAAGACUUGGUACUGUAGAAAGUGGCUGUCCGGAAGAACUAACAACUAACAAGCCUGAAGUGACACCAGUAUCUCUUAUCCAGGGCCAUGCCAGUUAUACCACAGCCUCACACCCUCCAGCUAAAGUACAGAGAAUGGAUGAUGAGUUUGAGGAAACCAUGAAGCUACAGUCAAAGAAACCAAGGAACAAACCUAAAGUCCAGGAGAACGUGAAUAUAGAAGAACUGGCAUACAAUAAUCAGCUGGGUAAAGUGAACACAGUGACAAUUGUGGCUUGGUUGAAAGAAAGAGGCAUACCCUGCAAAACUAAAGACAAGAAAGGAGACCUUGUUGAUAAAGUGAGAUCUACACUGCACCUGGAAGUGUGUACCACCAACUGAACAACUAUCUAUACAAUAUUUCAGGAAGCCAUGCAGUUUAGUUGCAGAUUUUCUAAACAUUGCAUUUAAUCUAGCAUUAGCUUUGUAUGAUAACAAGGUGGUGUAAAAGAUUCCUUAAAACAUUGUUCUCUAUAAGAUGGAUUAUUUAAAUAUUUCAAAAAUUUUCUUUGACAUGCCUGCAAUUGAUUUAAAGAUGUUGCUGUUUAAUUGUUAUUAUAAAUUUAUUUACAGGUUUGGCAGAGAUGUCCACUAGUUUAAAAAUAAAAUAUGUUCAGCAAAAUGACUAUCAGAAAAAGUCUCUCUGUAAGCAACAUUUAUUCUCUUUCAAUAAAUAAUUGAUCUUGCAGUAAAAUGUAAAAUAUUAUUAAUCUGCAGUGUGGUGAAUAUACUCCUCUAUUAACAAUCAUUUUGCAAUAAAUCCUCUUCGCUAUCAUGACAUUUACUUAUUUACAUUAUCUUCAUAUUCAUGCACAUACAGCUUUUUAUUUGCUUACACUUGAUACAUCUUUUGGCCAAAAUGGAUAUUGCCAUAAAAAAUUCAAAUAAAAUAACAUGCACUGUGCAGUUAAUUGUUAAUAAUGAUUACAUCAAUUUAUGAACCUCUUUCUUCAAUGUCUGACAUGAUUAUGCUGAAAUCAUCAAACUUAUUUAGGACAGUACAUGUAUACAUUUUAAUUAGUUAUAAGGAUUUUACUUCUUCCUAGUCGGCACAUAUCCCAAUCUAAUUUUCUACAUAUUCUGACAGAUAAAAUGACUAAAUAAGGCUGACCACAUAAAAUGUUCUUUGCACAGGAAAAUCUCAUUUCUUUGUUUCAGUUCAUCUGAUAUAGAAUUCCUUAAUAAAAUCAUGAUAUCAAAUAUCACAGCAAAUAUACAAAAAUAUUUCACUCACUAACACAAAAAUCUCACUGCAACUUCCAUCACACUAUCUAAAAAAUGAAAAAAAAAUGUUAACAAAAGGUGUAUAAGAGAAGCACUGCCUCCACCAAUAUUGUAAAAUUAAUGCAACAUUGCAAAAUACAAACUGGAACCAUUGAAAAAGAAGAUACAGGAGUUUCUUUAGGUCUUCAUUCACAGUCAGUAUAUAGGCUUUGAACAUGUGGGAGAAUUAAGUGCAUCACUCUGGUGGGUGAAAAAAAAAGUAAAAUGCCAUCUUGACAACAGUGACAUGCAAUAUCAUUUUAAGGCAUUUUGUCCAUUUUUUACUAUAGUUGUUAAAAUGUGAAAGAAUAUGUAAAAAUGACUUUGAACCUUUGUUUCUAUAAUUAUAUGGUCACCACUGAAGCAGAUAAUACAAAUUUUGUCUGGAAUAUUUUCCCCAAUUUAAUUCAUUAAUUAAAGGAGUGGUUUGGACCCCCCUGCAAGAGGCUAGUUUUCACAUCACUCAUUCGUGCAAAUUUUCAAUUUUUUCUUUACAUUGUAUGCAUCAGUCACAUUUAUAACAUUCUUCAAAAUAUAUAUACAAAACACGAAAAUAUUUAGAACCAAUUUUUUUUAUCAACACCAAAGAUUCUUUUAAUUUAGUAGUAAGCAAGAGGGAAGUUAGAUGGAUUCUGGGUGAAAAACCAAUGGGAGGGGGAAAGGGUUAGGAAUAAACACUAAUUCUUAUGUUAAACCAUGCAAUGUAAAGGAAACUAUACAAUACAAUACAAUAGAUUUAUUUCAUUCAAGAAACAUUAGCUUUGCAGCUAUUCACCGACUGGGUUAGGGCAUAGUACAUUUCUACAAAUAAUGCAGUAUUUACACAUUUAGGUUUAGUAAGAUAGUAAAUGAUAAAUCUUUCUAUGAAAAAUACACAAAUGCUAGACAUAAUUAAAUGUGAAAAACAAACA